This is a messenger RNA of Seminavis robusta, 714 nucleotides long. The record is from the annotation of a GenBank genome assembly. NCBI's taxonomy places the organism in Eukaryota, Bacillariophyta, Bacillariophyceae, Naviculales, Naviculaceae.
AUGGAACUGAGUGCCUUCAGAAGUACUGGGUGUGGGACCGGGGUGCCAACCUUGCCCGGGGUGGGUCUGGGUGGAACACUUCCAGAGGUCUCUGUUGUGGUGACUGUGCUAGGGCUCAGAGUGCUGCCUUCCCCUGUGGGUCCAGCCGUGCUUGGAGUUGAACCAACGGAUGGAACCGGAGUGCCUUCAGAAGUACUGGUGUGGGACCGGGGUGCCAACCUUGCCAGGGGUGGGUCUGGGUGGAACACUUCCAGAGGUCUCUGUUGUGGCGACUGUGCUAGGGCUCAGAGUGCUGCCUUCCCCUGUGGGUCAGCCGUGCUUGGAGUUGAACCAGCAGAUGGAACCGGAGUGCCUUCAGAAGUACUGGGUGUGGACCGGGGGUGCCAACCUUGCCGGGGGUGGGUCUGGGUGGAACACUUCCUCAGUGCUGCCUUCGCCAGAUGGAACUGGAGUGCCUCAGAAGUACUGGGUGUGGGCCCGGAGUCCAACCUUGCCCGGGUGGGUCUGGGUGGAACACUUCCAGAGGUCUCGGAUGUGGCGACUGUGCUGGGGCUAAGAGUGCUGCCUUCUUCGGUGGGUCCAGCCGUGGUUGGGGUUGAACCAACGGAUGGAACCGGAGUGCCUUCAGAAGUACUAGGUGUGGGACCGGGGGUGCCAACCUUGCCAGGGGUGGUCUGGGUGGAACACUUCCGAGGUCUCUGUUGUGGCGACUGA